AGGGUUGCGGGUAGAGAUUUGAGCGAGGAGAGGGGCGGCUGGGAGCUGGAAAUCUUGGGGUCUGAUGGGCUAAGGUGGCAGCCAUGGGGGCUAGCAUGCCUGGGGCCUCUGGGGAGGGCGUGGGGGGUUGAAGGCUUGCAGCAGACUGAGCUGGAGAUCAGGCGCGCGGACUUUCCCCGGGAGCAUCCAAAAAGGACAUGUGCAAACUAGAGGGAAGCGGCUUUAUUGUGGCGCUGUUGCGGAGUGACGCGCUGAAGAGCAUUUGUAGGGUGCACAGCUGAUUUGUCGGGGGCAUUACAGGGGGGGCGGAAAAAGAGGUUGCCCAGAAGAGUUGCAGGGGCUGCAAUGCAGCGUCGGGGUCUCCUGUGAGGGUCCUGAGGCGGUGCAGCGUGAGAUGUAAUGGGGCGAGGGCUUGCAUUGUUUUAGGGGGUGCCGUUUUGCUUUGGGGUGGAAGAGGUCCCGGGCUGGUCAGUCGGUGAGAAGGGUUAGGCGGCCGGAUGUGUUGGAUGAUCCCAAUUUCGGGAGGCUGACCGCUUCUGAUUAUUUCGCGGAUUGGAUUCACUGUUGCAACAUGAUUUUUUUAUAGGGCAUGUUCUUAUGAAUUGGAUUGAGGGGGGGGCGGGAUUCUGGGGUUUUGUAAUCCCGCUGAAGGCAUUCGUUUAAUUUUGGGGGUCUGUGCGCCUUGUCAUUUAGGAAACAUUAGGGGGUGUGGGAUUGCCCCUCCAAUCUUCCCUAAAAUAUAUAUACCGCCCCCAUCCCAUUGUGAAAGUGCUGGUUUCUCAUGGUACUGAGGGGUGGCAUCAUAUCACCUUGCUCAGGAUUUCCCGGUUAACUAAAUGAGUGUGUGUGAAGCUAAUUCGCCAGAUGCCCACCUUAACGUUGUAGGGAAUUUCCAAGGCCCGAGGAAGCUGUACUUAUUCCCUAGCGUACAAAGCUGUACUUAUUCCCUAGCGGAUAUUCCACGGAGUGAUUUUUAUUGUAUUUGUAUAUUGAUGGUUGCUUGGCAGAAUUUGACUUUUGAGUACCUCUUUAGAUUUUAAUGAAGUAGUUCACUGACGGAAAGCCGUGCUAUAUAUUGGAGAUGGAAGGGAGUUUAGGGGCUACAUAAAUCUGCCUGACACCCCAUUCAUCUCCGUAAUUUUAUUUCAGACUGCUGACGUUUUAUUUGUGUUCCUGAGAGGUUUCUUUCAAGUUUGGAAACAUACUGUCAUUAUUGGGGAGGGAGCUGUUCUGAUGACUUCAGGAAUUAUAUAGCACCAAGGAAAUACUUUAUUCUGUGGUGGGGCGGAUUAUUGGAACAGCUGAGUGAAGUUGAGGAAAUCGGUGGCUGCUAAAUGGAAGUUGCCCUCCAGAUAUUCAACAGGCAGGUUUUCUAGCUCACAAAAACUGCGUCUAAAUACGGAGGCAGCUGUUACCAGUUCUGUUAAGAAUAAUAGUGUGGAAAGGGGUGGUGGGUCUUCCCCCACCCGAUGCUCCUCCAAGCCAUGUCAGCUUUCGGCGAUGCCCACGAGUGGUAUAUGGGAGCUCUGAGCCGGCAGGAAGCAGCUGCAUAUCUGCAGGGACACCGCCACGGAACCUUCUUGGUGCGGGACAGCACCACGUGCCCCGGAGACUACGUCCUCUCCGUCAGCGAGAACUCUAAGGUCUCUCAUUACAUCAUAAACAGCCUUCCUGGGCGUCUGCGGAUUGGAGAGCAUGAAUUUGACGGCUUCCCUGCCCUGCUCGAUUUCUACCGCCUCCACUACCUGGACACUACCACCCUGGUAGCCCCCGUGGGUCGGAUUGUGGCCCCUGCGUCCGCUCAGCCCCCUCCUGCGGGCGAGUGGGUGCGCGCCCUGUACGAUUUUGUCGGCCGCGAUCAGGAGGACCUCCCGUUCUCCAAAGGGGAGCUGCUGAGGGUGCUGGCCAAGCCCGAAGAGCAGUGGUGGACGGCACAGCGUGCGGACGGGCGUGUCGGUAUGAUUCCUGUGCCGUACGUCCAACCCUGCCCGUACGCACACCCCAGCAGCCACGGAGCCCCUCGCCACGCCCCGGUAAUCGCAAGAGCCGUGCAACGAAGGGUGCCGGGGGCCAACGACAAGACGGCCCUAGCCUUUGAGGUGGGUGACCUCAUUGCUGUCACCAAGAUGAAUGUCAACGGCCAAUGGGAGGGGGAGCUGAACGGGCGCCGUGGGCACUUCCCGUUCACCCACGUCAAAGUCCUCGACCCCGAGGAAAGCAGCUGAGCAUUUGGUGUAACCCUCGAACUUUUUUUUAUUUCCCCCCGAGGAGGUCACAAGUCCUGAACUCUGACCCCGCCUCUGAGCUUCUGGCCAUCUUCAAACCCAUACUUCCUGACACACAAGUCUUGAAUUUUGACCUUCCCUGGUGGAUGUCUCUCGGAUACUGACAGCUAUUACCGCCUCAAACUCCUUGUCUUAUAAAAGAUGGCUCCUGGACUCACUCGCUGUUCUUAAAUGCUGUGGUAAUUGACUUUCCGAACAUUGAACUUUGUAUGGAUUCCAUCAUAGUUGUUUCGCUAGGAACUCUGACCCUUCGGCCUUGUGAUUUGAAACCCGGUUAUGUGCCCUUGAAUCUCGCAGUUCAAAACCCCCGUGACCCGCCCCCAUAAGCUCUGAGCCCUUACUGCUGACCCUUUGGGCCUUUCGUUAUUGACCCCACCUUUGUGUAAUUUUUUUUUUUUUUUGCCGUCAAUGUUGACUUUGCUCGGUGGGGCAGAGAGUGCUUGGCUUCGGUGGAGAACGGGAAUCCCACCCCAUUUGUUUGUUCCAAACCGCCUUGUCAAUUAAAAGUUUCCUGCUAAGCUA
Sphaerodactylus townsendi is the source of this 2807-nucleotide messenger RNA. Its product is annotated as crk-like protein. The transcript has 3 exons. Bases 1470 to 2225 code for a protein of 251 amino acids. The record is from RefSeq and is a predicted model, not a curated record. Gene Ontology annotation, biological process: positive regulation of ERK1 and ERK2 cascade. Gene Ontology annotation, molecular function: protein binding. NCBI's taxonomy places the organism in Eukaryota, Metazoa, Chordata, Lepidosauria, Squamata, Sphaerodactylidae.